AUGCCAAUUCCAGCCUCCGGCUCUUCAUUCCCGGCGGGAAUCCUGGCCCGGGGUUGCCAUGGGAAUGGCGGGAGCGGCUCUGGCCGGAAAACAUUCCCGAUUCCCGCCGGGAAUAACGGCCGGGAUAACCGGGAUGGGACCCGGCCCUUUCCCGGGAUCUCCCGCUUCAUCCCGAGGUUUCUUCCCGCCUUUUCCCGCCGCUGCUCCAAGCUGACCUUGGACAUUCCAGGAUCCACAGAUAUCCCGGGAAUUCCACCCCAGCCUCUCUUUUCCCGCUGGGAAGAACGUAUCCCGUCAUUUCAAAAUUCCGAGGAAAAAUCCCAGAAGUUCCUGUUAAAAAUAAAUCCCAUCAGUUCAAGAUUCUUGGGAAAAAUCCCACGAAUUCCUGUGAAAAUCCCGUGGAUUCCAGCCCUGAUCCCAAUCCCAGCCCUCCUGCAGCUCCUCCAGGAAAAGGCUCUGAGGAUUCCCUGGAUCCUUCCCUUCUCCAGCAUUCCCAGCCUGGCUCCAUCCCCAUUCCGCUGCUCCUGGAGUUUCCCCUUUUCCUUCCAAAUUCCUGGGAUUUGCCUCAGGAAGGAGCUCAAACCCAUCCACUUCCAACCCACCUUGGCCAUUCCAGGGAUCCAGGGGCAGCCCUGGCUUCUCUGGGAAUUCCUUCCCGUUAUCCCACCCAUCGCUGCUCUCCUCCAGCCUCAAUCCAUCCCCCCUGUCCUGGCACUCCAAGGAAAGGAUUCCUUUCCGUUUUUCCCGGGAGCUGAAGGAUUCCCAUCCUUGGCUCUGCUGCCGGGCCCGAGUCCCUCAGGGCCUGCCCGGGGGAGCCUCAUUCCUUUACUUUUCCAUUCCUUUUCCCUCUAUUUCCUUUCCCUUUCCUUCCGUUUCCUUCUCUUUCCCUUUCCCUUCCCUUCCCUUUCCCCUUCCUUCUCCUUUCCCUUUCCCUCAAUUUCCUUUUUCCUUUCCUUUCCUUUUCCUUCCCUUUCCCCUUUGCUUUCCCCUUUCCUUUUUCCUUCCCUUCCCUUCUCUGGGGGCGGCCAGGCCGUUCCCGCUGCCUCCCAGCCCCGCUUCCCUCAGCCCCGUUCCGCUGCCCUCAGCCCCGUUCCGCUCUUCCCGGGCCCGUUCCGCUGUUCCCGGCCCCGUUCCGCUGCCCUCAGCCCCGUUCCGCUGUCCCCGGCCCCGUUCCGCUGUCCCCGGCCCCGUUCCGCCGUCCCCGUUCCGGUUCCGCUGCCCCCGGCCCCCGUGGCCUCAGCGCCGCUCCCGCUGCCCUCAGCGCCGCCGCCCCUCCCUCGCUCCGCCCGCCGCCCGCGCUCCGCCCGCCCCCCGCCGCCGGGGCCCGCGCCAUUGCCCGCGCCAUUGCCGUGCCUCGCUCCGCACCUUUCCCUCCCUCCUGGCUGCUCGGCCCCGGCCGGGCGGCUCCGCUUCGGCCGCCGCUGCCCGGCCCGGCGCUUCCCGCGGGCUGCGGCGGGCGCAGCGCGCAGCGCGCCCCGCUCCCGGCGCGGCGGAGCCGCGCUCGUUCCGUCCCCAUCGGGCGGCAGCGCGGAAUGA
Molecule: messenger RNA, 1536 nt
Organism: Poecile atricapillus (Black-capped chickadee)
Lineage: Eukaryota; Metazoa; Chordata; Aves; Passeriformes; Paridae
Product: proline-rich protein 36-like
Exons: 3
Coding region: 1-1536 (511 amino acids)
Source: RefSeq, a predicted model, not a curated record